GAAGAAGAAGAAAAACAGGUUGAAUCCCUUUACUCAUUUCUCUCUGAAACUCAAAACUCAAAUCCUCACACUUCAGACCUCAAAACCCUCACACAAUCGAAGACGAUCCUUAGCUAUGGAGGCUUUCGGGACCGGUGGAUUCAUGGAGGACGAGAAGGCUGUCCGAGUCGAAACCAGCUUUCUCGACUUUCUCAAGAGCUUUAAGAUUUCUGGUGAGUUGUAUUACGAAACUGAGAUUGAAGUCAUGAGAGCCAACGAGUCGAACACUAUGUUCGUCGAUUUCUCUCAUGUCAUGUCAUUUAGCAAUCUUCUCCAGAAGGCUAUCUCCGAUGAGUAUCUCAGAUUCGAACCUUAUUUGAAGAACGCUUGCAAGAGAUUCGUCAUGGACCUGAGACCUACCUUUAUUUCUGAUGAUAACCCUAAUAAGGACAUCAACCUUGCCUUCUUCAACCUCCCCGUAGCCAAAAGGUUGAGGGAGCUAACGACAGCAGAGAUUGGUAAACUAGUCUCUGUAUCGGGAGUGGUGACUCGUACAAGUGAGGUUCGACCUGAGCUUCUCCAGGGGACUUUCAAGUGUUUGGAAUGUGGAGGAGUCAUUAAGAACGUUGAACAGCAAUUUAAGUACACUGAGCCUACAAUAUGCAUGAAUGCAACCUGUGCCAAUAGAACAAAGUGGGCAUUACUCAGGCAAGAGAGCAAAUUUGCAGACUGGCAGAGGGUACGGAUGCAGGAGACUUCCAAGGAGAUUCCUGCUGGUUCCCUUCCCAGAUCAUUGGAUGUUAUUAUCCGACAUGAGAUAGUGGAAAAAGCAAGGGCAGGCGACACGGUAGUCUUCACAGGCACUGUUGUUGUGAUACCCGACAUUAUGGCAUUGGCCUCACCUGGAGAGAGAGCAGAGUGUCGCCGGGAAGCUUCUUCACGCAAGGAUUCAAUGGCUGGACAAGAAGGUGUGAGGGGCCUUAGAGCAUUAGGAGUCAGAGAUCUCUCUUACAGCCUUGCAUUUAUUGCCAAUUCAGUUCAGAUUUCUGAUGGAAGAAGGGAUAAUGAUAUAAGGAAUAGAAAGAAGGAUGCUGAUGAAGAUGAGACCCAGCAAUUCACACCUGAAGAGUUGGAUGAAGUUCAAAGAAUGAGGAAUAUCCCGGAUUUCUUCAAUAAGCUUGUUGAUAGUGUUGCCCCAACUGUCUUUGGUCACCAAGACAUUAAGCGAGCAAUCCUGCUUAUGCUGAUGAGUGGUGUCCACAAAGUCACCCAUGAAGGCAUCAACUUAAGAGGAGAUAUCAAUGUUUGCAUUGUUGGAGAUCCUAGUUGCGCAAAGUCUCAGUUUCUUAAGUAUACUUCGGGUAUAGUUCCAAGAUCUGUUUACACGUCUGGAAAAUCUUCCUCAGCUGCUGGGUUAACUGCUACAGUUGCCAAAGAACCUGAAACUGGUGAAUUCUGCAUAGAGGCUGGUGCACUGAUGCUUGCUGAUAAUGGCAUAUGUUGCAUUGAUGAAUUUGACAAGAUGGAUGUCAGAGAUCAGGUUGCCAUUCAUGAAGCCAUGGAACAACAAACCAUAAGCAUUACAAAAGCAGGAAUACAAGCAACACUGAACGCUCGAACAUCAAUUCUCGCUGCUGCCAACCCCACAGGGGGGCGUUACGAUAAAUCUAAACCACUUAAGUAUAAUGUGGCUCUUCCUCCUGCUAUUCUUUCAAGGUUUGAUCUAGUAUAUGUAAUGAUUGAUGACCCAGAUGAUCAAACAGAUUACCACAUUGCCCACCACAUCGUGAGGGUACAUCAAAAGCGUGAAGAAGCUCUUUCUCCUACAUUUACUACUGCACAACUCAAACGUUACAUUGGAUAUGCAAAAACUCUGAAGCCAAAGAUGAGUACAGAAGCCAGAAAAUUGUUGGUGGAGUCCUAUGUAACUCUCCGUAGAGGAGAUACUGCUCCAGGGAGUCGAGUUGCUUAUCGUAUGACUGUUAGGCAACUGGAGGCAUUGAUCAGACUUUCAGAGGCCAUCGCUAGAAGUCAUUUGGAAACUCAGAUAUUUGCUCGCCAUGUCCGAUUAGCAGUGAGAUUGCUGAAAACAUCCAUAAUCAGUGUGGAAUCUAGUGAGAUAGAUCUAUCUGAAUUUGAUGAAGAAAUAAAUCACGAUAAUGGUGACGAUGGUAAUGAAAAUAACAAUGCUGGCGAAGGCGGUGAACAACCAAGUAAUAAUGCUGCCCCUGAUCCAGCUUCUACUAACAAUGAAAAUGGGGGAGGUUCUGCCCAACAACCACAACAAGCAAAGAAACUCGUGAUAAGCGAUGAAUAUUUCCAAAGGGUAACUCAUGCCCUUGUUAUGCGCCUUAGACAACAUGAAGAAACAGUUAGGAUUGAAGGAACCGGACUAGCUGGAAUGAGGCAGAGGGAUUUGAUCCAGUGGUAUGUGAAUCAACAGAAUGAGAAAAACAACUACAGCACGAUGGAAGAGGCAGCAAGCGAAGUUUCGAAAAUCAAAGCUAUUAUAGAGAGUUUGAUUCGAAGAGAAGGGCAUUUGAUAGUGUUGGACGAUGGAGGACAAGCAGCAGCGGACGGUGAAGGACGACCAUCGUCAUCUAGAAAUGAUAGAAUAUUAGCCGUAGCUCCCAAUUAUGUCAUUGAAUAAUGUAGUGGUUAGUUGUAGUUGUAGUUGUAGUUGUAGUCUUCCAUUUAGAAGACAUUUUUUGUUCCUUAUUUUUAUUGUUGUGUUUAAACUUGUAACAAAGCAUUUAUUAUUAUUAUUUUUUUGUCUUAUUAAAAAGGGUAUAUCCAUAAGAUUUAGAGGUACAACAUUGUACAAAGCAUCUAAACAUCAUAUGUCAUAUUGCUAUUUGUG
Molecule: messenger RNA, 2839 nt
Organism: Cannabis sativa
Lineage: Eukaryota; Viridiplantae; Streptophyta; Magnoliopsida; Rosales; Cannabaceae
Product: DNA replication licensing factor MCM6
Exons: 17
Coding region: 116-2629 (837 amino acids)
Biological process (GO): DNA replication initiation; mitotic DNA replication; double-strand break repair via break-induced replication
Cellular component (GO): MCM complex; nucleus
Molecular function (GO): single-stranded 3'-5' DNA helicase activity; single-stranded DNA binding; ATP binding
Source: RefSeq, a predicted model, not a curated record